AUGGCUACUACUCUUACAUUGGAAGAUACUUCUCAAGAGAAGAUCGAUGAUAAACAAUGUGAAAUAUUUUGUCUAUUUUGGCUCGACAGCAACACAGAUACUCAUGAAACUCGUAAUGCCGAACAAAAACUACGCUCAGUUAUAAAUUAUCUGAAAAGAUUUCAAGAAGUAAAAUCAUGUCAGAGGGAUAUCGAGCAAAGUUCGCAUAAGGAUCGAAUAAUUCUCAUUGUCAGUGGACGAUUAGGUCAAGAAAUAGUACCCUCCAUAUAUCAACUUCGACAAGUUGUAUCGAUAUAUGUUUAUUGCAUGGAUAUAAAAAGACAUGAACAAUGGGCUUCAAAAUAUAACAAAGUAAAAUCAUUUCCAAAGACUUCAUCUGAUUAUUUCUUUUUUAUUUGCGCACAGGUCAAUGCUGUUCUCGAUGAUCUUGAUACGCUCGUUACUCGAAUUACAGAAGAUCAUAAUAUUCAGAAGAAAGUUGAUGAACCAUUACCAAUCGAUAUUUUCUCAAGUGGCGGUACUGGUCAAUCAACUAUGGGAGUCUUCGGACAAUUUGUCUUCUCUCAAGUACUUAUUGAUUGUCUUCUUCGAUUAAAAUCGAAUCCAGCCGACAAAGAUGAACUGAUUAAGCGUUGUAAAAAUGACUACGGAGGUAACCGCAGGGAACUAGAAUAUAUUGGUGAAUUUGAAAAACAUUAUACGCCUGACAAAGCCCUGCGAUGGUAUACAAAAGAUACAUUCUUUUAUAAGAGCCUGAACGCUGCCUUACGUAAACAAAACAUUCACAUGAUGUUUUUGUUUCGUGAAUUUAUCAAAGAUAUUCAACAACGAUUACAAAAAUAUAAAUCUGAAAAAGUACUUAAAGUUUACCGAGCUCAAAUGAUGACUAGUGAAGAAUUACAAAGAUUACAACAGAGUAUCGGUAAACUUAUUUCUAUUAAUUCUUUUUUCUCGACCAGCAUGGAUUUUUCGAAAGUUUUCGCAUUUCUCAAGCGUAGUAAGACUCUCGAAGCAGUAGUGUUCGAAAUUAAAGCUGAUCCACAGAUGGCUAGAAAUAAACCAUUUGCUGAUAUCAGUAAAGAUAGUGAUUAUCCCGGUGAAGCUGAAGUAUUGUUUAUGAUCGGUUCUAUUUUUCGUCUUGAUAGUAUUGAUCAAAAUAAUCGUAAGAUUUGGGUGAUCAAAAUGACAUUAUCAAGUGAGGAAGAACAUGACAUCAAAGAAGUUCUUAAAUAUAUGAAAGGACAAGUUGGCACUGGAGAAACUAAUCUUCGAACACUAGGAAAAGUCUUAUGGAAAAUGGGUAAAUUCGAUUUAGCUGAACAAUAUUUCCUCCGCUUAUUGAAACAACUGCCAGCAGAUGAUCCUUCAAGUAGCGCUUUAUAUGAAGAUCUCGGUGAACUGGCAGCAUUACGAGGAGAAUACGAUAAGAGCGUUCAAUGGCAUCAGAAAUCAAUCGCCCUGCAAAACUCCAAGCAAGUGAAUCAAACAACUGGUCUAGAAGAGCUUUCAAAUACUCUCACUGAACAGCUGACGACAAAAUCCGAUGAUAAAUCGCAAAGUUCAAGUGAAACUACUGCGAGCGAAAUAGACACUGAACAAUUUAAGCAAUGGCUUAUGAACUAUAUCAAACAAAAUGCGGCAGCUUUAGCACAACAUUGGUCUAGAACAACACGUCAUUCAAAUAGUGUGGAAAAUUUCUGCUAUAUCCUCGAAAAUCAGUUCCCGAUUACAAAAAUCGAACAACAGACAUUACGUGGUCUGAUCAAUCUUGGCUUUACUUUCAACGACAUCAACUCAGAAGAAUGUGUGAAACUCGUUCGUGGUAUUCAAAAUGAAAAAAUCAUUUUGAUUCUCUCGAAAACUAGUAUGGAAAAUCUAGCGAAAUCGAUCUGCGAAGAACCUUUCCUUAGUGCUAUUUACGUUAUCGAUUCAUCGAACGAUAACUCGUUUGAAUCGAAAAUGUACCGAGGAUCGUUUCCUGACAUUACUCGACUAUGUAAACAACUAGAGAAAGAUCUUCCAUUAUUAACAUAUGACUUAACAAUCAUCAGUUCGAUUCCUGCUGAGUACACGAGCAUGAGCACACUUAAUUAUGUUCAAGCGGUGAAAGAUAUCCUUUUAGAUACAGAUGAAAAACAAAAUCUAAAAAAAGAAAUGAUCGAUUUCUGUCGAGAAAAGUACGCUGAUAAUGUUAUUCAGUUGACGCUAAUCGACGAAUUCGAAAAUAGUUUUCAACCGGACAAUGCUCUUCAGUGGUACUUGCGACAAGAAGCUUUCGUAUACAAAAUGCUUACGAGAGCUUUUCGAAUCUUGGAUGUAGAUAUAUUAUAUCGGCUUCGAUACUUUGUCCAACAUCUCCAUCGUAAAUUAGAAUCAUCCAGUAAUACAACUCCGCUGACUGUCUAUCGAACACUUCGAGUUCGAAAGGAUCUUUCCAAGAAGAUGUGCAAUUAUCAGGAAGGAAUGUUAUCGUUCAAUGAAUUUCUUUUCGUCAGUAAAGAUCCACCGACCGCCGAGCCUAAUCCGAUGAAUACGGAAUCGAAGGUGGUUCAUUUUCAAAUUAAUUUAGGUGCUGAAAUUUCACGAUUUGUUGUUUCUACAAAAUCCAAUGAAGUUCUUCUCACCAUUGGAGUCAUAUUUCGAAUUGAAAAGCUCGAAGCAAUCGACGAAAACACUUUUAGGGUGCAAUUAACGACGAACAAUGAGGUUUUGAAAGCUGGUCAAUCGAUAUCAAAAGAAUUACGUGAUGCUAUUCGUGGUCCAUUUCCAUUGGCACGUAUGGGAAAAUUGAUAAGACAGAAAGAGUCGGUGGAGUAUUUGGAAUACUUUUCUUCUCUAUUGAUGGAUGAUUCACGAACAGCUGGCAAUGAAACCGCAAAUAUAACUCUUGCUGGAAUGCUUCAUUCUUUAGGCAAUCAUUGCUAUAAAAGAAAUCAGUACGAGCAAGGGCUGACUCAUUUGCAAAAUUCUCUCAAAGUCCACCUGCGUGUUUUGCCUUCUGAUGACAUUAGAUUAACAUCGACUUAUAACAAUAUCGGAAGCAUCUAUCACAAACAAGAUCUCAAUGAAAAAGCACUAGAAUAUCAUCAAAAAGCUUAUGAAAUUCAGAAAAACUCAUCAGAUCCAGACUUGGAAUCGGUCGCCGCCUAUGCAGGAAAUAUCGCCUCAGUGCUAACCAAACUGCGCAGACACAAAGAAGCAAUUAAAUAUUACGAAAUAGAUUUGAAAGUCAACCAAAGACUUCAUCAGAACAAAGAUAGUGGAGAAAUCGCUGCGAAAUUUCAUAAUCUUGCUGCGAUGCAAUAUCGAUCACAGCUCUAUUCGGAAGCACUCGUUAACUAUCAAAAGUGUUUGGAAAUGGAGCUCAGAUGUCAUUCAGCAAAGAAUCCAACGGUUGCAACGACCUAUUUCAAUAUGGCAACGGCACUUGAAAAACUUGGACGAUUCAAAGACGCAAUACAAGCGAUGGAGAAAGGGAUUGAAAGACUACUUCAAACCAAAAAAGAAGAUGAUGAAGAAAUACAGAACUAUAAAAAGUAUAUUCAGCAGCUAGAAAAAAAACUGUGGAUGAAAGAUUUGUUCGCUUCCACAUAA
This is a messenger RNA of Adineta steineri, 3594 nucleotides long. NCBI's taxonomy places the organism in Eukaryota, Metazoa, Rotifera, Eurotatoria, Adinetida, Adinetidae. The record is from the annotation of a GenBank genome assembly.